Molecule: messenger RNA, 1096 nt
Organism: Rosa rugosa (rugosa rose)
Lineage: Eukaryota; Viridiplantae; Streptophyta; Magnoliopsida; Rosales; Rosaceae
Exons: 6
Coding region: 1-741 (246 amino acids)
Source: RefSeq, a predicted model, not a curated record
AUGGCUUCGGACGACGUGGUUGAGAUCGAUAGCUUAGAGAAGGGUUUGCUGUGCGGAGGUGGAAAUGAAGAAGAGGCGGUUCUGUAUGCGGCGUCGUUUCGGGAAAUGGAGGAGAAUUUCGUCAAGUACCAAACAGCGCAGUGGCUUCUGUACUCUGCGCUUUUGAUAUUGGCGUGGGGGAUUGGGUUGCUUAUGCUGCUUUAUCUUCCGGUUCGGAGGUAUAUUCUUCGGAAGGAUAUUCGGUCCAGAAAGCUUUACUUGACAUCGAAUGCGAUCAUCUAUAAAGUUACGAGGCCAGUUCCGAUUCCAUUUUUCGGGGUGUUGAACAAGGAGAAGCAUGUUUUGUUGCCUUCAGUGGCUGAUGUUGUAAUCGAGCAAGGAUAUCUGCAGUCUCUCUUUGGUGUAUACUCGCUUCGAAUAGAGCAUGUUGGUGUCAGAAGGCCUCCAAGUGAUGAUGUUCAAAUCCAUGGCAUUGCAAAUCCAAUUGCUUUUAGGAAGGCAGUGCUAAUGCGCCUUUCAAGCAUGACGAAUGAGGUUUUCUCUAGACAAGUUUCCACAGUUGAAGAUGUUCCAAAUUUGAGGCUUCAGAUGUCCCCAUCAAAACCUCUCAGGCAUGAUUCAUUUUCAUACCCAGGGGAGCUAACACUACUGCAGAAACUUGAGGAAGUUGGAAGUUCUGUAAAGAGGGUUCAAAGUUUAAUUGAGGAGCAACACUCUCAAACACCAGAACCUAUAGGUUGAAAGAAGUCGAUUCGAAUACAAAGGGAGUUAUAACUCUACUAGUUUGUGCCUUCCCUUGCUCUUAGUUGGACGAUUGUCUCAGCUAACGAUCCGGAAUUGCAUUAUUUUACAACUCACCGGAAGCAUUAGUGCCUACAUUUCUGUUCGUGCCCACUAACAGACCAUGUUUUGUUUAUCACUUUGGUUCGUAUCCUAUCAUCUGCAAAUAUAGAAAUUGACCCAUGUAAAAUAAUUUUUAUGAUUCUCCGUUGUGUAGUUUGUUUUCUGCUGUUAUUUUCAUGAAAUAUUGCGCUGCUGUUGUACUCUCUGGAAAUUGUCAUUCUAGUACAGACAUUACAAUUGCAUGGUUGCGUUA